AUGUUAUUGUGGACUUUUGUGUCGUUCAUAGCAGUUUCCAGUGGGUGUUUUCCUUAUGAUACGAAGUUUACCAAGUCCGGCGAUACGAUUCUGGUACCAACUGCCGCACGCAACCAAUGGUGGUGUCCUGCAAAUAGAUUUUAUGGAUGGCUAGGAUAUGUUCGUGACUUGAAAGGUUGGUCAUGUGGUGAUUUUGUCUAUUCACUGGCUCGUCUUCGACAAGAUUUCAAAAAGAUGGCUGAUGAUGGUGCCAAAAUGGUACGAAUAUACGGUCCAAUUUGUGAACAACAAAUGGUCUGGGAUAAUAUUGUACAAGCAGCUGCUGAAAAUAACCUUGGAGUACUCGGUAUUGUCUGGCAUGGAUAUAGCGAUGCUGAACUUAGUAAAUGGGAAGAACGGAAAAAUUCUCUACUUGCAGUUCUCAGAAAGCCACUGAGCAAAUAUGUCAUUCAUUCCGUUUCGUUCGGUUCAGAACCAUUAUUUUCAUGGAGCAUUUCAGGUAUUUUUGUUUCCGAAUUACAAAAAAUAAAGAGUGAAUUGAAAGCAUUGGAUAUUCCACUCACUGUUAGCGAGAUGAAAUAUGGGUAUGAUAUUGCUCCUGCUGCUGCAAGAAAUGCUGUUAUCAAUAACAUUGAUUUUAUUUCUGCACACAUCAUGCCUUAUUAUGGCACAUGUGAUAUGCCUGGAGCAGUGUGGGGUGUUAUAGAGAGAGAAAUAGAAGCGUUCAAGCGCAUGAUUCCUGAUAAACAAAUCAUGAUUACUCAAAAUCCUUGGGGCUCAAGUAAAAACGGUCGCAAUCGUGGAUCAAACUGUGGAUCUGAUGUGUGGAAAGGUGUUUCUUUGGAAGGUGCUAAUGAAUAUUGGAGACUUUGGACGAGUCGUUGUCAAUAUUUUAAACAACAACAAAUUGGAUGGUUUGCACAUACAUUUUCGGCCGAUUCGGAGUUUAAUUUUGGAAUUUAUGGUCCGCGCACUGAUGUGGUGCCAUAUCCGCGCCAUAUCGAUUUUAAGCCUGUUUCUUGCUAAAUAAUUUUCUCUUGUACUGAAAUUCAAUUGAAAUAUAUAAAAAUUUCUCAAGAGAAAAACAUGAUCGCUGUACUGGGUUAUUCAUGUGACAAAUAGUAGGAUCCAUGAGAACAGCGGAAAUCCUGAUAUUCGCCAUUGGCGAAUGUCCUAUUGGCGAAAGUCUUAUAGACGAACUUCUGGUAACUCAUACCAAAAGAUACAACGUGAAAAGC
Molecule: messenger RNA, 1238 nt
Organism: Rotaria sordida
Lineage: Eukaryota; Metazoa; Rotifera; Eurotatoria; Philodinida; Philodinidae
Source: the annotation of a GenBank genome assembly